Messenger RNA from Myotis lucifugus (little brown bat), 1334 nucleotides. RefSeq names its product purinergic receptor P2Y13 (gene P2RY13). The transcript has 2 exons. Gene Ontology annotation, molecular function: G protein-coupled purinergic nucleotide receptor activity. Gene Ontology annotation, cellular component: membrane. Gene Ontology annotation, biological process: G protein-coupled receptor signaling pathway; negative regulation of adenylate cyclase activity. The record is from RefSeq and is a predicted model, not a curated record. The coding region runs from base 144 to 1145 and encodes 333 amino acids. NCBI's taxonomy places the organism in Eukaryota, Metazoa, Chordata, Mammalia, Chiroptera, Vespertilionidae.
UUACACGUGAAAUGAGGAAGGAAAGCAGGUUUAAGAAAGCAGAAGGGCUUGCUUCACACGCUCUUCGUGGGCUGAUCUAAUGACUGCGCCAAGCAGGAGACAGCGAGCGAGCCUCCUCGCAAACAAAGCUGACACUGGAAAUCAUGAACGCCACAGUGACGAAGGGCUUCAACGGGUCUGAGCAGUGCCCCAGGGACACGCGGAUAGCACAGCUGGUGUUCCCAGCCAUUUACACCAUUGUUUUCCUCACCAGCAUCUCGCUGAACACUCUGGCGCUGUGGGUGUUCAUUCACAUCCCCAGCUCCUCCACCUUCAUCGUUUACCUCAAAAGUACUCUGGUGGCCGACCUGGUAAUGACACUCAUGCUUCCAUUUAAAAUCCUCUCCGAUUCACACCUGGGACCCUGGCAACUCAGAGCCUUCGUGUGUCGCUUCUCCGCCGUCAUCUUCUAUGAGACCAUGUACGUGGGCAUCAUUCUGCUGGGCCUCAUCGCCUUUGACAGAUUCCUCAAGAUCAUCAGACCUUUUGGAAAAUUCUUUGUACAAAAACCCACUUUUGCAAAAACAGUCUCAACCUUUGUCUGGUUCCUUUUGUUCCUCAUCUCUCUGCCAAACAUGAUCUUAAGCAACCAGAAGAUGACACCGUCAACUGUGAAAAAGUGUGCCUCCUUAAAGAGCCCUCUGGGGUUGAAGUGGCACCAAGCGGUGAAUUACAUAUCCCAGUUCAUUUUCUGGACGGUUUUUGCCUUAAUGCUUCUGUUUUAUGUGGUGAUUGCAAAAAAAGUAUAUGAUUCUUACAGAAAGUCGAAAAGUAAGGACAGCAAAAACAACAAGAAGCUGGAAGGUAAAGUGUUUAUUGUUGUAGCUGUCUUCUUUCUGUGUUUUGCUCCAUUUCAUUUUGCCAGAGUUCCAUAUACUCAGAGUCAAACCAACAGCAAGACUAACUGUAGAUUGCAGCAUCAAUUGUUUAUCGCUAAAGAAACAACUCUCUUGUUGGCUGCAACAAACAUCUGUAUGGAUCCCUUAAUAUAUAUUUUUUUAUGUAAAAAUUUCACAAGAAGGUUAUUAUGCAGGAGAGGAAGAAAGACUACAGCAUCAAACCAAGACAAUCAUACCAGUCAGACAGACAAUAUAACCCUAAACUGAUGACUUGAUCAUGGCUCACUUCUAUUUAUGGACUAGAUUUCAAAAGACAAUUUAUUUGGAAGUAACAUUUAAGCAAUAAAAAGGGAUUAAAAUAAAUGUUUUCUUACAUUUUAUUAUCCUGAUGUACAAAAAGGAUUAUGUAAAUUUAAUUCCACAUAGAUGUAUUCAUAAGCAGAAUGAAGUAUCAUU